Messenger RNA from Osmia lignaria (orchard mason bee), 2984 nucleotides. RefSeq lists its product as uncharacterized. NCBI's taxonomy places the organism in Eukaryota, Metazoa, Arthropoda, Insecta, Hymenoptera, Megachilidae. Gene Ontology annotation, molecular function: DNA-binding transcription factor activity, RNA polymerase II-specific; DNA binding. The record is from RefSeq and is a predicted model, not a curated record. Gene Ontology annotation, biological process: regulation of DNA-templated transcription.
UACAGAUUCGUCAAAUGAAUCUGCGAAUGAGAACCUCUGAGCAGAGUUUAGUAAACGCGUGAAGAAGUGUUUUGCGGUACUUUUUCACGCCGUUCUCCGUAUGGCAGAAGCGUUUAUCCAUUGCAAGGGUGUAUAUGGGAUAAAGAAAGAACCAUUAGUUUGCUGACAUAAAACCCUGAGAUAGAGGGGUCGAAGAAGGCGGACGCUGCGGAAGAGCAUGCGCUUCUUGAACCAAUCGCAGCAUCGCUAUCUCACCCCUGAUGAACUCUUUUCGGCUGCAUGAAAUUCGCUACUGCGCACAUCAUAGUAUUAAAACGACGUAUUCUACGAGACAACCAUAAUUCGUGCAAAGAUGACUAUAAUCCGACAAAAUCGAACCGUUCGACAAUAAAGCAUUUCGAUAAUUUUCAUUGAAAUUCAGCGACUAAUUUAAUUCUUUAAAUGAUUAAAUAAUUUCUACGAGUGUAAUGAUAUUCAUUGAACACUACUGCACAUAAUACCUCGAAAUUUGAAUAGCGAAAACCAGACGGAAUUCGCAAGGAAGAGACUCUGUAAAUAAUCCUGAACGAUGAACAGGUGCGAACGAGUUGGCACAUCUACGAACCUCAUCUUUUAUUUCACCUCCUCAAAUAACACAGAGCUGAUAUAAAUCAAACAAAAUGCACUGGCAUUAAUUAAAAAUAUUUUACAGUCAUUUUGUACCAACAUCGUCGAUGUCCGAAGGACCUCGUUCAUUCGAAACAUAAAUUAUGAAGGAAACGACGUCCAAAAACCGUUUAGCGCGGAGUAGGCAUUCUAUCGAUUUAUCGCGGGAUACGAUAGCAAAAGCAACGUUAAACCAGUGUGAAUAAGCUUUUGACCCCUACUCCGAUCAGGUAACAGAAAACGAGUGGGGGUUACCGGUGCGAGAUGUUCCUCCAGUAUCUCUGGAUGACCUUCCCUCAGAAGCUGCUGGUGGGGAGGCUGGGAGGUCCUUCUGGACCACAGACACGUGCCACCUGUCAUACAUUUUCAAGUACUUGCUUUCGGAAGGUUGACAGGGAGAUUAGUGGCAGAUUAGAGCUUAAACGUGAGGGAAGAUUAGUCAGAUGCAAGCUCGAUGAACCUCGUGUCAUCUGUUCGUUAAAUAUUCUACGUAGUGUUCAAAGAUAUGAACAUAUUUGUGUAUAAAAUUUGGAACAUUACCAGUGGCGCGAAGAUACUUUGCAAGAAUUAGGUGUACGAGGUGUAAAAUAAUUUUAAACAAUGAUCGUGAAGUGCAACUCGUAAGAGGUGGAGUUUGAACAGAGUCCAAUGACAUUGUCGACGAUGGAGCUUUAUCAAAAUUACAGCAAGGUGAACGAAGAGAUGUACGAUCUUCGACGAGCGUCCAUGCAGCAAGAUAAAAAGAUUCAUAUUGUGGAUGACGCUUACGGACGAACGAGAGAAAAUCGUGAGAGAUUUGUGAAGUCACCGGGUAGUCAUCAGGACACGAUGGAAUAUGCGUCUGAUUCGAGCAAUGAAAGUUACAAGGACAAUCUCAGGAAGCAAGUUGAAAGAAAGAACUCUUCACCGGUUGCUGCCUCCAGUGCUUUUACCAUUGACAAUAUUCUUGGAAGACACGAGAAAAAGGAUAAUGAAGUAUCCUCUGGUUUGAACAGCUUCGAGGACAAAGAAGAGGAACCGGAAGAAAGGGACGAGAAAAUGGAUGGAAGUCAGUUUAUUAGACCCACUGCGAUGCCGGCUACACAUUCUGAUAUAAAUGCCAGUUUGUACGCUCCAACAGGACUAUCCUACUCUGAAGUGACACUUUCGGAUCCUUCGGGAUAUUCAGCGACGUCACUAGCUUCUGCAUCCCUUUUAUACAACAGUUGGUUCGCUCAAACGAAACCUGGCCAAUUGUUUGGAUUACAAGCACCCAAACCGAGUGGAAGACGGUCCAGGAAGCCGGGGAUCGAUCGAAAACCACGACAGGCAUACAGUGCGAAACAGCUGGAAAGGCUGGAAUCAGAAUUUAAGAUCGACAAGUAUCUGAGUGUAAGCAAACGAAUGGAGCUAUCAAAAUCGCUAAACUUAACCGAGGUACAAAUCAAAACAUGGUUCCAAAACAGGCGCACCAAAUGGAAGAAACAACUUACCUCAAGAUUGAAGAUAGCCCAGAGACAAGGGUUGUUUCCACCCACGUAUUUUCCACCGGCACAAUACCCUUUGCUCCCCUACUAUACCGCACCCCUUGUGUUUGGAAAUCCAUCGUCAGAUGACGCCAAUGUUAACGCGACGACGAUACCAUCCCGACCUGUGGUAUCCUCGCCGGAUACUGUCUGAACUAGUAUUGAUCCGAACUACUUAACCGAGCGUGAGCUUGGCGGAGAAAAAAGUGCAAUCGAAAGUUGUUCCACUUGGUUGUAACAGGAAACGAUGAUUUUCGUACGAUACCACCGUGGUACAUUGCCAUAGGUUCUGUUAACCCUUUCACCUCGAAUGACGUACAUAUACGCUCUUAUAGGACCGAAAGGGGUACAUUACUCGAUUCAACACAGUUUUUGAUUUAUCAAACCAACGCAACGUAGGAUAAAUUGUCAUCUUAUAUUUAAUUAUAAUGAUACGCUUUCAGUACUGAUGGAUUUUGAUCAGAAUGUACUGCAGCCAAAGGGUUGAAAUUUUUCAUUAGACUCAUAAGCGUAAGGAUAUGAACAUAAGUUACCGGAAACGUACGAGGCAGAUGUUUUAUGUACAUAAACUGCGAGACUAUAAUAAAUAGAGCUUUAAGAAACUGACUUUCAUGUCCCUGUGAAUUUGCUGCACGCGGUGGAUGUUCAGUAAAAAGUGUUUUAUUAUAGUUAGAAAGAAAAUCGAACAGAAUUUCGAAACGAAAAGAAAUCGAACAGUCGUUUAGGAAUUGAAAUUAUUUAUUCAUUUGUAACUGGUAAUUAAGCAAUACAAUCAAAUAAAUUAAAAAUUGGAGAUACUACAAAUGUUGCUUUGCAAAACAUAAAUUGGAUGUG